AUAAUACAGUUGAAGUUGAAUUUGAGAAUAGAUAAUAGCAACAAUGAAAGUCACUCUAAUACUUUUUGCCAUUGUCUUGGUGUUUGGAGCUCAAGCUCAAAACCAAGAAGAAUCAAAUCCCGAAACAAUUGCAUUGGUAAAUACAAUCAGAGAAACUCAAAAAAAAAUAACUGAAGCUGUUGAAAAAGUAAUCAAAGAAUUCAAAGCAACAGUUGAUAUUGCUGUUAAUAAAGCAUAUCAAAUUGGCAGAGAAUUAAAAGAAAAAGCUAAAGAUUUUGUUGACAACACAUUGGUUGGUGUUAUCAAUUUCAUAACAGAACUUCAAAAUCGUUUUGAUGAACUUUAUAAAAAAGCAAAAAAUACUGAUAUCAGCAGAUGCAAACUUAUCGGUAAAACUAUAUUGGAUAUUGGCAGUGGUGCAGUUGAUGCAAUGAAAGGUUGCGUGGGAAAUACAGUAGAACUUGCUACUCAGUAUGUUGAAAAUAUUAUCAAUAAAUCAAAGUCUGUUCCUGGUGAUGUCACUGAAUUUUCAAAUCAAGCUCGCAAGUGUUUUGAGGGACGAAAAGAAACUAAACCAUCUGAUGCAACUGAAAUUAUAGAGUGUAUAAAAGAAAUGGGAGCAGCUGCCUACAAUAAAACUUCCGAAUCAAUGAAUGAUGUUUCAACACAUUUUUCCAAGCUUUCUGAACUUAUGUCAGAAACUUCAAAAAAUGUAUCUUCAAGCAUGCCAAAAUGUAUGGUCAACAAUGGUAUCAAUCAUUUAUUGAAUAACUCACAUAUUGUAUUUGAUGAAGUUCAAGCUUGCGUCGUAAAUGCCAUCGACAGUUUUACAAAACAAAUCAAACCUUAAAUUUAUCUGUUAAUUAUAUUAAAAAUUUGUAUUGAUU
Molecule: messenger RNA, 887 nt
Organism: Aphidius gifuensis
Lineage: Eukaryota; Metazoa; Arthropoda; Insecta; Hymenoptera; Braconidae
Exons: 3
Coding region: 44-850 (268 amino acids)
Molecular function (GO): actin binding
Source: RefSeq, a predicted model, not a curated record